CUCUACCAAGUGUUUCUCUGCUGAUUGACUAUUUUGUUCCGUUGGUUUUAGAAUCAAAUACAUAGUAGGGAUAAGGGUUUAACCUUGGCUUUCCCCAUGUAAGCACUGCCCCUUAGAGAACUUAGCAUAUGUGUAGAAAGGGUAAGAAUUUAAUAGUACUUUUCUGUGAGAGAAUUAUAACGUACAGUGGCAAGUGUGAACUACAGUAUGGCAGUUCCAACACCUUAUCCUUUGUGUUGGACUUCCAUGGGCACAACAUUCUUGGUGCUCUGUCAUCCUGUUAAAUGGACCAUUCUGAGAAUAUAACUUUCUAUUCUAUAGGCAUCUUCGCUUAUCUAAACUACCAUGUUCCCCGGACAAGACGGGAGAUCCUGGAGACCCUUAUCAAAGGACUUCAGAGACUGGAGUACAGAGGAUAUGAUUCUGCAGGUGUGGGAAUCGAUGGUGGAAAUGAUAAAGACUGGGAGGCUAAUGCCGGUAAAAUCCAGCUAAUCAAAAAGAAGGGGAAAGUGAAGGCUCUGGAUGAAGAAGUUAACAAGCAACAAGAUAUGGACCUGGAUAUCGAGUUUGAUGUACAUCUUGGCAUCGCACAUACCCGAUGGGCUACUCAUGGUGAGCCCAGUCCCGUAAACAGCCACCCUCAGCGCUCAGAUAAAAAUAAUGAAUUUAUUGUUAUCCACAAUGGCAUUAUAACCAACUACAAAGACCUGAGAAAGUUUUUGGAAAGCAAAGGGUAUGAUUUUGAGUCUGAGACCGACACAGAAAGCAUUGCCAAGCUUGUCAAGUACAUGUACGACAACCGUGAAAGUGAUGACAUUAGCUUCACCACCCUGGUGGAGAGGGUUAUCCAGCAACUGGAAGGUGCUUUUGCCCUUGUAUUUAAAAGUGUCCAUUAUCCUGGUCAAGCAGUUGGCACGAGACGAGGAAGUCCCCUGCUGAUUGGCGUUCGAAGUGAACACAAGCUCUCCACUGACCACAUUCCAGUACUGUACAGGACAGCUGUGCAACCUAUAGAUCAUUCUGUGGGUGGAAUAUCCAUAGAACUGGAGAAAGGUAAAGACAAGAAAGGAAGCUGCAGCCUCUCCCGUAUUGACAGUACCACCUGUCUUUUCCCCGUUGAAGAGAAAGCUGUGGAGUACUACUUUGCUUCUGACGCGAGCGCUGUCAUUGAGCAUACCAACAGAGUGAUUUUCCUAGAAGAUGACGACGUAGCCGCUGUGGUGGAUGGUCGUCUUUCUAUCCACCGGAUCAAACGCACAGCGGGCGACCACCCUGGACGUGCUGUCCAGACCUUGCAGAUGGAACUUCAGCAGAUCAUGAAGGGUAACUUCAGUUCAUUUAUGCAGAAGGAAAUUUUUGAGCAACCAGAAUCUGUUGUUAACACAAUGAGAGGAAGAGUCAACUUUGAUGAUUACACUGUGAAUCUGGGGGGAUUGAAGGAUCACAUCAAGGAGAUUCAGCGGUGUCGACGGUUAAUCCUGAUUGCUUGUGGGACAAGUUACCAUGCUGGAGUUGCAACCCGUCAAGUGCUUGAAGAAUUGACUGAAUUGCCUGUUAUGGUUGAACUAGCCAGUGACUUUUUGGACAGGAAUACGCCAGUCUUCCGAGAUGACGUCUGCUUUUUUAUCAGCCAGUCAGGGGAGAGGAAAUUUCUGGAGGAAACUACCAAAAAUGGAGACUUAACAGGUGAGACAGCAGAUACUUUGAUGGGCCUUCGGUACUGCAAGGAGCGGGGAGCACUCACUGUAGGGAUAACGAAUACCGUGGGCAGUUCCAUUUCGAGAGAGACAGACUGCGGUGUCCAUAUCAACGCAGGACCAGAGAUUGGUGUGGCCAGCACAAAGGCCUACACUAGCCAGUUUGUUUCUCUGGUGAUGUUUGCCCUCAUGAUGUGCGAUGAUAGAAUUUCUAUGCAAGAAAGACGCAAAGAGAUAAUACGUGGUCUAAAGGUAUUACCAGAUUUGAUCAAAGAAGUGCUGAGUAUGGAUGAUGAGAUCCAGAAACUGGCAACAGAGCUUUACCAUCAGAAGUCUGUCUUAAUUAUGGGACGUGGCUAUCACUAUGCUACAUGUCUGGAGGGAGCUCUGAAAAUUAAAGAAAUCACAUACAUGCACUCGGAAGGUAUAAUGGCUGGUGAGCUGAAACAUGGUCCCCUCGCCCUGGUAGACAAACUGAUGCCUGUUAUCAUGAUCAUCAUGAGGGACCACACGUAUGCAAAGUGCCAGAAUGCUCUCCAGCAGGUUAUUGCACGGCAGGGACGACCGGUAGUGAUUUGUGAUAAGGAAGACACAGAGACAAUUAUGAACAAUAAGAGGACAAUCAAAGUUCCUCAUUCUGUGGACUGUCUGCAAGGAAUCCUGAGCGUGAUCCCUUUACAGCUUCUGGCUUUCCACCUUGCAGUGCUCAGAGGCUAUGACGUUGAUUUUCCAAGAAAUCUGGCCAAAUCUGUAACUGUUGAGUAAAAGCACCUCUGAAUCUUAAGGGCAUGGGGAAGUAAAUGAAGAGACUUUUUUGGUACUAGAAUACCUUAAUUUUUAAAGUCCCCUAGAUCAAAUCUUCUUUUGCUAAAUCAUUUGUGUAUCAAAUCACCAUAAUUGUUACAUUAGUGAUUGUCAAAUUGCUUCCAUAUCACUAGCUUUGUGUUGUUGAACGAUAAGAUUUUCAUGACAGGUGUUACCUAGAAGACUUGGUAAUCUUCUAAAGAAAGCAAUUGGAGGGAUUUUUUAAUUUAAAGAGAUAAUUUAGAUAUAAGUGAACCUCACUGAUGUAUCUGCAGUGCCUUCAGCAAGUGAAGGGGCAGGCCACCACAUGAUAUUAAAAUUAAAGCUGUAAUUGCCCACGAAUGAAUAUACUGAACUUAGAUCAAAUUCUUCCCUGUUUACAUAAAGGAAAAUCCAGUGACUAAUCAGCAUCUCCCUUUACAUCUUUUUAGGUAAUUUGGUUAGUGGGCCUAAAAUUAGCCUCCGAAAGGAUCUUAUCUAAAUCAAAUGCUGAGCAGCUGACAAUCCUGCCAAGUGGGGCAAAAUCUGUUCUUAGACAACGACUAAGGAGUAAUUGCAAUUUAGUCAGUGGAACAAGUGAGCAGCAUCUGACCCAGUUCUGGAGAGUUUACCAGAAUAGAAGGUACGCUGGCACUGUUCAGAGGCCCGGGGAAGAGGAAUCAGUUGCUCUCACAUGAGCGCUGUAACACUAAAGAGAAUCCCAAUUUAGGUGCUGGGCUUAUGUUGCUGCUGCUAAUGCGCUGCUGUUGUGAGCAAGUGUAAUUUAGAACAUGAACAAAAAACUUGCUCUAAGAACAGGAUCCUUGUGUGUUUCAGCCUUCCUGCUUACUCCAUUCCAUGUGUGCUCACACAAAGGCAGGGACGGCGCUAAAUGUAGGCUUGCUACACUUGAUAGCAUCCCUGAAUAUCCUUCAUGGACUGAUGUCUUUGUUUGACUGUUGGGAGAAUUGCAGGGAACAAAUUCAUGGCUUUCAUUUUCAUUGCUGCAGCUGUUUGGUUGGGUUUUUUCUCUUAGUGCUAGUGUCAGCAGCUAGCUUCAGAGUGGUGUAGAUUUCAAGAGUAAGACCAGUUGAAAUCUAGGGAAAUAAACAGAAAGCUUCGGUCACAAGACCACAAAAGCUGUAAGUAGCCUGCAUUGGACUAAAAGCAGAUGGUGUUAAAUAGCAAUGGUCUCUCGGACUCAAACAGCCAGAGUUGCACAGAAGGUAGAUAAAAAACACAGCACUGAAAGUGAAGCCUGUAGCUUAUAAUUCUUAAUGGCACACUUAAGGUCACCUAGCCAUAUUUAGUAAUUUUUUUCUUCACAAAAUGUAAUAUUUUGAGCUUGUAGACUUGCUCUGUUGCCAGAGCGACUGUCUGAUAUUAGGGUAAGACCUUGGUUGUCUGAGCGAGUAUUCUGUAGUCUGUUGCUGAAUUGCAUAAUCCAGACUGACUCGGAAGACAGUUGCCCAAACUCAAGUGGAUUCAAAAGAACCAUGACUGGACAUACUUUAAAGUUCUUACCAGUUCAAUACGAAAAUGUAGGAGCUGGUCACAGCUCAGUUUUACCAUCUUAACAAGAGCCAGAAGCCAUUCCAUGAAACCAAUAAUAAGCGGGGACUUGAUUUUUCUUUAAAUGACAGACUUGAGUACAGUUAUUAAUGCAUUGGAUGUGGGCCAUUUAUUGUGUUCAGCUGCUAAUUUGUAUUUAGGAACGAAAUAGUAAAUAUAGCAAUGUAAUUCCUACAGUAUUUGCUUAUUUCAGUAGAUGCAAAUUCCCCAAUACAUCUUAGCCUAACCUGGUGAUGGAGUCUUCCCCACAAUGAUUUAUGAACAAGCAACUUUUCUGGUGUAGCCAAGUACUUAGCUAAAGACAGCCAGGUCUCUUCUUCCUGCCAACCCUCUUUCCGAGGCAACCUGCCUCUGCUUAUAUUAGCUGUUAAACUUGGAAGGACUGACGGGUAAAGGGUGAAUGUGCAGGCUGAUAUCCCUGUUCACAGUGAUUCUAGGGUAAAUGAAACCCUAAGAGGGAAGCAUUCUGGGUACGCUCUUGUGCCCAUCGAUUUCCUGGCGAGGAAUUGAUUUGGAGGUCAUUUUCCCUAAUCAACUCUGUGGAAAAUUAGCUAGAAUUGCUUGUGUCUAGGCUUGUACAGAUGAGUUUUUAUUGUAGAAGUAGGGCAGCUGCUUCUCUGCUGGCAUAAGAAGUAAUAUCCUAGAUAUAUUCUAAAUAUGAAUUGCUACAUGGUAGAAAAUCUGAGAACAGCAAGUGCUUAAUAUUUAUGAAAAGAAAGUAGCUAUGUUUGUAUAAAGGACCAAAGAAACAAGAUACUAAAUUAAAGAGAUGUAGAUUGACAGUUUCUAUACAAAGCUGUUUUACCUUGUGAGAUUGUAUAAAUGUGGCAAAGUCAGUCACUCACUGGGUUUGAGGGUAGGAUGGACAGCCCCUAUUCAUUAUGAAGUCACGUAAGACUUACUGCAAAGACUUUUCAUUAGUUAGUAAUUGAGCAAAUUAACCUCAAUGAUUAAAUUCAGCUCGAUUUUGUAAAUUGCAGAGGACGAGGUUAAAUCAGGAAACUGCAUUAAGAUCCGAAACUCAGCCUGGAAAUGUUUUUGACUAGACUAUCAGAUAUUGCAAUGCAUAAUACGAAUGUGACCGCUUAGUAUCUAAGAAUGUUAUGGAACACACUCACUGUGAAUAAUUUUUUGAAUGAUUCUGGUAUGAUAUCCUUAAAGCAUUGCGUUACUGCCAAUUGACAUCCCAGUGCUGUGCAAGUGUACAGAGGAUUUUCUCAUCUUGCUUUUUAUCUAGCUGUCUGACAUUUUGAUGAAACAAAUGUUCUGUCCCCACCUCUCUUCUCUCUAGACUAGUUUGUUGUCCUGCUGCUAGCUGGAAGUUUUCAAAUGUCUUGUGCUCUCUGAAAUGAAUGUUUCGAUUACUGAGCCAGUAACAUGAAUUCCUUCCUAACUGAUAUAUUAAAAGAAAUUCAGUAGCCCUCUCCCUAAAAUUGAGCCUCACAUCCAUCAAAUGCAUAGGCCCGCCCUUACUGUUUGUCUGAAAAGCAUUUUUACUCAGUUGAUGGAUAUUUUGUUUUAGUGCAUAUACUUGUCUCCUGGUCUACAUGCAUAAAAGCUUCAACAAUAACUCCUCCACUGCUGCUAUUUCAAGAGAAGAAAUUAAAGGCUGUCUCCCAAUUUAACUAAGCCAGAGUGUUUUUUAAACUUACAGAAAUUCCAUGAAAAAUUGUCUAGUUCUAAGGACACUGCUCUUCCCUGUGGAAGUGUUAGUGUAUUUGCUAAGCAGAGCUCGUUGUAGCUUACUCCUGGAACAUGAGGCGGGUGUGUUGAUACCAGGGCGUACAGUAGCAGAAGCACUACCCAGUGUGAGAGUGUUGCAUCAAAGAGAGACAGGAGGUGCUGUGUGUGUUUAAAAUCUUGACAUUUACUGCUCCAUCACAUUUUAGCAGCACCAUGCCAUUUGGAACGUGCCCCACGGCUUAGUACGUCAUGGGAUUUGCCAGGUUGGGAAGGUUUUAACAAGGGAUGUUAAAAUCUGUUUUUGUAAACAUGUAACUGCUGACCUUUUCAGUGAUUGCAGGUUGACGUGGGGCAACAUGGGGAGCAGGUGCUUGUGGGGAUACAGAGGCAACAGUACAGGGAGGGGGAAGCUGCUUGUAACCCCGAGGGUUAACCAUUGAGCCCAGACUCCUUCAUUAGCCAUGUACACAGGUACACGUUCACAUCCCUAGUUUUAACUAGCACCUCUGGAUGUGGGGGCGAAAUUGUUCUGAUCUGUAAUUUGCUUGGAAGGAAAGCACGGAUGUUGCGGAUAUUCUUUGGGCAGAACAAUUAACCUCAGCUUUUCUGAACAGCAAGACCCAAAAGCAGCGCACCCGGACUCUGGUCUGUUCUACAUUGUGCACCGAUAAAGAAGUUGCCCUGAAAGAACAGUUUCCAAUGUAAGAUGAACAAACUCCAGCUAGAAAUAAUGGUGAUGCGCUUCGGGAGCACGUGUGUUCUGUGAAAUAUCUUUGGUUGACUUAAAAGGCAAAUUGUGUAAUUAAUUGCAAAAGGGGGCGGGGGAGUCGCAGCUUUAAAAACCUUUCCCCUGCUUGUAUUUAAACUGCUGUAAACAUGGAAGACGAAAUGCACAGGAAUGUUUGAAAAUCCGAGUCAGUAAGUGUUCCAGAAGCACGUUGUAACCCAGCUCCAUCCUGCUAUGCUAGUUCACUGUGCUACCAAAGGGAGAUGUGUUCCAUUCAGGGCUAUGAUUGCAGCACUUUGGGGGCAUGCCUGGAUUGACAGAGCUAUGGCUACACAAACCCACCCAGGACCCAAGUGCACCUCCUGCCGUUAUCUCAUGUCACUGCAGCUUCCCUAUUAACGUUAUUCAAGCUGGUGCGGCGCCGCCUGCGUGGGCUGCCUUCUCCGCGCGUUGCAGUGUAGACACACCCUGUGCCUGAAGAUAGCGUUAGAUGGGAUGUUGAACUUCUCUUGAAUAAUCUGCCCUGUUCCCGAAGUUACCUGCUUGUCCGCUAGACCCCAGGCAGCCCUCAGAAUGGAAGACAAAGGGGUCAGGGAACAAAGCAAGCCAUGCUAAAACAGACUGUGAAUGGUUGUGGAAAUGGUUAGGUCCAGGCAAGUAUCCAUGGGACGUUUACCUCAAGGCACGGGAUCCCUCCCUGUGCAAGAAAACUGACACGGGGAAAAUAGUUGGUGUCUGUCUGAAUUGAAGGCCAACUUAGUUUUCUUUGCUCCUUCAGAGCGUGUACAUAGAAAUGGGAAGUGGCAAAUAUUUCUUCCUUUCUCACGUUGUUUCUUUUGCGAGUACAUAUCAGCUGGCUUGGUUUAUGGGGACCACUCUGUAUCUUGCGUUCUGUUGUAUGCUGUCUGCUGAAGAGGUUUUAUGGUGUUGUGUAGUAUUUUAUAAUUUGGGUUUUGUCUUUUUCUUACUUUUUGUGUGUCACCUUGGAAUAAAACGAAGUGCCCAACGUGAAA
Molecule: messenger RNA, 7475 nt
Organism: Pelodiscus sinensis (Chinese soft-shelled turtle)
Lineage: Eukaryota; Metazoa; Chordata; Testudines; Trionychidae
Source: RefSeq, a predicted model, not a curated record